This is a messenger RNA of Cynara cardunculus var. scolymus (artichoke), 774 nucleotides long. RefSeq lists its product as uncharacterized. Gene Ontology annotation, molecular function: microtubule binding. The coding region runs from base 89 to 553 and encodes 154 amino acids. The transcript has 5 exons. Gene Ontology annotation, cellular component: outer kinetochore; spindle microtubule. The record is from RefSeq and is a predicted model, not a curated record. Gene Ontology annotation, biological process: mitotic cell cycle; chromosome segregation; cell division. NCBI's taxonomy places the organism in Eukaryota, Viridiplantae, Streptophyta, Magnoliopsida, Asterales, Asteraceae.
AUAACUUUCAAAACCCUUGGCAUCGCAACCUCCCGCUUUCGCAUUUGAGCACACACGCAGUGACGCAUUCACACCAAAGAGGGCGGAAAUGGGGUACGAAGGCGACCACCACCACCAUGCCGUCGACGGACUGGUAAACUUGUUUACCAAGGCCAACCACGAUCUCACUGUAGUCAACAACCGCCUCGACAAGGAGUUCCGACAGAUCUAUCCUGAUAACGCAAAUCCGAUGAAACUUGUGUCUAGGAUCAAGAAAAUCCAAGAUGAAUUACCAUCUCUAAAAGAGCAAUGCCAAGAAUUACUCUCCGCCAAGCAGGAUUUGAUUGACAAAGCAAGGACAACUAUAGUUGGGAACAGAGCAUCACUGCGAAGGUUGCAAACUUCCAUGGGUAUCCCCAUCAUCAGUGAUUCUGACGAUCCUGCUUAUACGAACUUUAACGAGGUUAUUGAUGAAUGGACAGUGCAAGUGAGAUCCAGAACAGAAGAUGAGAUUGAUGAAGGUUCAGAGGACAUUAAUAGGAUGCUCUUCUCAGCAAUUGUUCAAGGUAACUGAAAUGGAUGAUGGUGCAAAUACUUAUGCAUGUAUAUUUAUAGUAAACCAUAUCAAAUGGUACUCGAGACUCUUAAAUAUUUAUAAAGUCUUUGCAAACGGAUAUUUUAAAAGUUCGUUUUCAAGAUAGAAAUCAGGUCAAAGUUGGUAUCAUUUAGACGUAAGACGGUAGGCUUUAUGUCAUUUUCUAUUUUCCAUGAGAGGGACUUUGUCAAAUUUGAGUA